Aureobasidium pullulans EXF-150 is the source of this 881-nucleotide messenger RNA. RefSeq lists its product as uncharacterized. The record is from RefSeq and is a predicted model, not a curated record. The transcript has a single exon. Bases 286 to 828 code for a protein of 180 amino acids. Lineage: Eukaryota; Fungi; Ascomycota; Dothideomycetes; Dothideales; Saccotheciaceae.
CAUCACAAUCAAUCCUCUAUAUUCAAGUCCGGAGUGAACUCCAAGCAUUAGACCAAAAGAAGAAAAGAUGGGAGCUGAAUCAGCAUUCCGCAUUACGGUUUCCAUAGAGGUGCUGCAAUAACGAAACGACAUUCAGCCACAUCCUUGAUCUAAUGCGCGGUAAUCUUCGGCGGUGUGUCUUUUUUCGCCGGGAGUCUAGAAAUCGUCGCAUCACUUUGGACUCUCAACAGACCUCGUGCCAGCUGAACAAGACUUUACGCAAUUUGGUGGGAGUCCUAGUGAUGCAUGUGCAAGUCUGAAAAUCUUGGAGGUUCCCCGACUCUUGUUGGUGCUUGCACACGCGAAUGCACAUACGUCUACUACCUCCUCCACUCUUCUUCAUGGCCCGUCAGAGGUCACGCAGCUGACAUUUUCUUACUUGUGCUUGCGGUUACCUGUCUCCAGCAUGCACCCCGUCUAGACAAUACAUGUGGUGCCUGUGUGCUGCGUUUGAACAAGAGUCUUUGCCAUACUAUGGCUGAAGAUCUGCGGUUGAAAGGACCUGCUGAAGCGCUCGCUCAUCUCAUGCGGUGUAGGCAAGAGAGGUCGGUGACCAAUGUCUCACUCACAGAUGUCCCGGUCAGAGUGUGUUCGCAAGAAAACCAGGCAUCCUAUCAUUGCGCCAUCAGCACAAUGGACGGCCGGUAUCAUGUGUCAAGAGUUGAGUGGCAUUGUGAUACCGCACAGCAGGUUUUGGAUGAUACGAUAGGACUGUGCUAUUCAUUCUGUACUUGGUGUAAGUUGAUUUCGAGCGUCCAGAGAUUUCUACCCAUCGUAGAUGCAUCUUGAAUAGGCAUGUUGUCGUUCCAGCAAAGCUGUAGAAAGGGACAAGGUAGACCAAA